AUGUACCAAGGUCAGUGGACGUUACACAACCUCGCCUCCAGCAUUGUUGUUUUUGCCGACGUGACACAGGUCGUCGCGUUCAGCUCACCGUCUUCACGCGACCAUUCAAUGCCGCUGACCGCAAAGUGCCUGGACCAGGGCUUCCUGAUGACGGUCCGAACGAAGACCGCAUGCACCGCGCUGGCCCUGCUGAUCCCCCAGCACAAGCGUCAACCAGCCAGUCUGCGAAAGCCAAAGGGAAGCGUCCGACACGGAGAUGAGAGUGACGACCAGUCAGUCAUCAUAACCGGCUCAGGUCCCGCGCCUGCGAGACAGCAGAAUCCGUUCAUGACUCCCGCUCUCACGUUCGCCGGACACAGGAACGGCCACUUGGCGCGUCGCAUCAAACGACAGGAGAAGCGUCACAGCGAUGAGCUAAGGAGGAUGUCCGCUGUUCUUUCACAAUGCCAAGGUGAACUUGCCGCCGCACGCCAGGAAUCACGUCUCUACCAAGAUGAACUUGUCACGGCACGCCAGGAAUUGGGUAUCUAUCAAGAUGCACUUGUCACGGCACGCCAGGAAUCGGGUGACUAUCAAGAUGAGCUUGCCGCCGCACGCCAGGAAUCGGGUGACUAUCAAGAUGAACUUGCUGUCGCACGCCAGGACUUGGGUCUCUACCAAGAUGCACUUGCCGCCGCACGCCAGGAAUCGAGUGACUAUCAAGAUGCACUUGCUGCCGCACGCCAGGAAUCGGGUGACUCUCAAGAUGAGCUUGCUGCCGCACGCCAGGAAUCGAGUGACUAUCAAGAUGAGCUUGCUGCCGCACGCCAGGAAUUGGGUGACUAUCACGAUGAGCUUGCUGCCGCCGACGAGGAAUUCAGUAUCAUGCAGACAAACAUACGCGAGACGCAGUUCCACCAUUCCGUGCAGCGUUGCCAAGACUGCGCUGGUAAGAUUGAGGACAGUGACAUAUACGUCUACGAUCACUGCGGUGCUUUCCGAUGCGGCAAGUGCGUUCGCCAGCAUGGCGAGAUAGCCUGCCUUCAGCAUGAAGAGCUUGGACCGCAGGGUAUGCAUAGAGUCUACGGAGGCCUAGAGUGCACGCUGGGCACGUGCGAAGAAUCAGAGGAUCCUCGCCGUCUCCACGAUCUUCCAUGCGGUAAGUCCUCCAAGGUCAGUCUUCCAGGAUCUCCUGCUAACUUUCUCUAG
This is a messenger RNA of Parastagonospora nodorum SN15, 1188 nucleotides long. RefSeq lists its product as hypothetical. The coding region runs from base 1 to 1188 and encodes 395 amino acids. The record is from RefSeq and is a predicted model, not a curated record. The transcript is spliced from 5 exons. Lineage: Eukaryota; Fungi; Ascomycota; Dothideomycetes; Pleosporales; Phaeosphaeriaceae.